UUCCUUCUCUCUCCCAUCCUUUCAUCAUCCAUCAUCAUCUCCUUUCCACUCUUUAUUCUCUUCUUGCGGUGUCUUUCUUUCCUGUCUGUUCAAUCCAUUCAUCCUGCGUUGUUCUUUCUUCAUGACCCUCUAGCAUUCCGAGUAGGGCCUCGCUCAACCUCCCCCGAACUCAGCCGCCUAUUCUAUUCUUCUUCCCCCCCCCCGCCUUGUCUAACCUAGUCCUGACUGAUAGUUGCCUCUCUUUCUUCCCUCGGCCAAUCCCUGAAUUCGUUUACCUUCCCCCCCCCCUCCCCCCUUUUUUCUUUUCUUUUCUUUUAAACCUCGAUAAACUUGGAUCUGUCUGACUCGCGGUCCUCCCCGGGGUGUCAUUUCCGUCCUCCCUCAAGAUCCCUCUGGUCGGGAUGACGCAGCUUUUCGCUUCCAGCCAGUCCCCUGUGACAAACGAGAAACAUAAGAAUCUCCCCGGUCUGUCCAUGCCUACCAAGAAGCAUUCCAACGAUUCGAGCCACUUCCCGACCAAGAUCAAGAACUUUUUCCGCAUCAACAACUCGGGUAACACUUCAUCCCAAUCCAGUCACCACAACCCCUCCGAACGGGAUAGUAGUCCAGCCUUUGGUUCGAAGAAUGAGUCCAAAUCCGCCUUCAGGCAGUCUCGCUUUCUGCCUAUCAUUGGUCGCAAUCGCUCAACCACGGUCGCCAGCGAGGGAAACCCGUUAGACGAGGGAAUCUCGCCUACCGCGACCGCCAACCCAUACUUUGUCCACCAGGGACAACCUUCACUCCAACAUCGCAAUGAGGGCUCCGUGCCCUCCUCCCCUCCUGAUACCCCCGAGUUGCAGGUUGAUGGUGUCUCGGCUGCGGAGCAGGCCACCACAGCCAAUAAGGAAGAGCUGGCUCGGAAACUUCGGCGUGUCGCCUCAGCCCCGAAUGCUCAGGGAUUAUUCAACCGUGGUGGGCCGGGGGACCGUCCCCAGACUGCAGAGCUAGGCAAGGAACCGCUGGUGCAAUCGGGGGCUACUGGCUCUCAGAUUAGCUUGGUAGACCCGACCGCUCUCAAAGAAGAGAAUCUGGUGGUGCCACAGGUGGGCCCCGGUAGCAAGAUCCCUAGCCCUGGCCAGAUCCGCACCGCGAGCGCUGGCUUCCGUCGGACGUAUAGCUCGAAUUCAAUCAAGGUGCGCAAUGUGGAGGUUGGACCAGCUAGCUUUGAUAAGAUCAAGCUUAUUGGUAAGGGUGAUGUGGGCAAGGUUUAUCUGGUCCGAGAAAAGAAAUCGAGUCGUUUAUAUGCUAUGAAAGUUCUGAGUAAGAAGGAAAUGAUCAAGCGCAACAAGAUCAAGAGGGCAUUGGCCGAGCAGGAAAUCUUGGCUACAAGCAACCAUCCGUUCAUUGUCACACUGUAUCAUUCUUUCCAGUCCGAAGACUAUCUCUACUUGUGCAUGGAAUAUUGCAGUGGGGGUGAAUUCUUUCGAGCGCUUCAAACUCGCCCGGGUAAAUGCAUCUCCGAAGAUGCCGCUCGGUUUUAUGCAGCAGAGGUUACUGCAGCUCUCGAGUACUUGCACCUGAUGGGAUUUAUUUACCGUGAUUUGAAACCAGAGAAUAUUCUCCUCCACCAGUCCGGACACAUCAUGCUUUCGGAUUUCGAUCUCUCCAAACAAUCGGGACCCGGCGGUGCACCGACAAUGAUUCUUGCGCGAAACGGCAACUCUACGACGUCUCUGCCUACCAUUGAUACGAAAUCGUGUAUUGCGGAUUUCAGAACCAAUUCCUUUGUUGGCACCGAAGAGUACAUCGCCCCAGAAGUGAUCAAGGGCUGCGGGCAUACGAGCGCAGUCGACUGGUGGACGCUGGGAAUUUUAAUCUACGAGAUGCUGUAUGGAACGACCCCGUUCAAGGGCAAAAAUCGCAAUGCCACAUUCGGAAACAUCCUUCGUGAUGAGGUGCAAUUUCCUGAACAAGGUGGUGCACAGCCAAUCUCCAACAUGUGCAAGUCAUUGAUCCGCAAGUUACUGAUCAAAGACGAGACGAAACGUCUCGGAGCUCGGGCUGGCGCGUCGGAUGUUAAAACUCAUCCGUUCUUCCGCCAAACCCAAUGGGCUCUUAUCCGCCACAUGAAACCCCCGAUGAUUCCUCACCAAAGUCGGGGAACAGAAACGAUCAACUUCCGCAACGUCAAAGAAAGCGCGAGCGUCGAUAUUGGCGAGAAGAAUUCCUCCAAGAUGAAGGGUGUCCCUAUGGAUUCCGGCCUUGCCACGCCCAACGGCGAAAUUGCGGACCCCUUCGAAGAGUUCAACAGCGUCACCCUCCAUCACGAUGGUGACUUUUAACUCGAUCCGUUACGAUACCGAUGCCCAACCCGUCCUCUCUCUAUGUGAUAGAUGAAACUCGUCGAGCGUGCCCCUGUAUUGCUAGGACCAUUUCACGACCAUGAUGCAUAACAGAAUCUGUACUUGGAAAGUUCACAAUUUCCUCUCAGCUAUUACCUGGAGUCCGGGGCGUUUAGAAUAUUGUUUUAAAGGGGGAUUUAUGUCCCCGUAUGUGCUGGUUCCUUAUUUGGGGGGUUUUUUUUUUUCCCUCUUUUUUCCUCUUUUUUUUUUCGGGUGGUAUCGAUAUGUAUCGAUCCUCGACCCCUUUGCAUGGGUUCCUUUCGGUUCUGUUCGUUCAUCCACGGGAUGACAAGGUGGUUCUUCGGC
Molecule: messenger RNA, 2687 nt
Organism: Aspergillus ochraceoroseus IBT 24754
Lineage: Eukaryota; Fungi; Ascomycota; Eurotiomycetes; Eurotiales; Aspergillaceae
Product: putative serine/threonine protein kinase (Nrc-2)
Exons: 5
Coding region: 402-2321 (639 amino acids)
Biological process (GO): protein phosphorylation
Cellular component (GO): cytoplasm; nucleus; plasma membrane
Molecular function (GO): protein serine/threonine kinase activity; ATP binding
Source: RefSeq, a predicted model, not a curated record